Molecule: messenger RNA, 914 nt
Organism: Vavraia culicis subsp. floridensis
Lineage: Eukaryota; Fungi; Microsporidia; Pleistophoridae
Exons: 1
Coding region: 217-897 (226 amino acids)
Source: RefSeq, a predicted model, not a curated record
UGACACGGUAGGUUUUCGCAGCAAAUCGUUUACUGCUAGGUGUGCCCGUUGCAGAAACACCAAACAACCACGGCAGUUCAACCGGGGAGAACGGCUUCUUCCGUUUGCACCAUAAACACGUUAAAACCCUACCCGCCCCUUCACAUUCAUCGCAGAUCAUCUACGAAACAUAAACGUUUCACCAUCCAAAUAAAUGCAUACGCCCGUGAAUACGCCAUGAAAGGCAAAGAAACGGUAAAGAAGGGUCUUAUGAUACUCUUCGUAAUCGUACAAUCGCUCUUCCUGAUUUUCUCCGUCCUACUCAUCGUCCUGCUCAUCACGCUAUAUUCGAAACUGCGGUCGUAUCUCAUGCUGAGUGUUAAGCCAUUGCUUAUAUCCCUGUCAAUCAGUUUGAUGUACGUGUUCCUGCCGGUCAUAGGAAUGCUCAUAGUCAUGCGCCGCAGGAACACGUACACCUUUCUGUACAUAAUCAUGGUGCUGAUGCUCAUGAACUUUGACAUUUUGCUCGUCUCGAUGGAGUACAGCAUGGUGAAGAACACGCCUGGAUACACCGACAGGGCGUGGGACAAGCUGAGCAAUGAGCAGAGAGAACAUGUGCAGACCAAGCUUGGGUGCUGCGGGUUCAGGGAUAAGAACGAUAGAAGCGUGGGUGAGUGCGAUAAUGUGGGAUGCAGAGACGUGUUCCUUGGGAUCGUAGAGGGCGUGAAGAACAAGAGCGAACGCUUCUUGAUUGGGGUGUUCGCGCUCAAGAGCCUGAGCUUGGCACUCGUGGCCAUGCUGAGCAUGCGUAAGAAGAGGAACAAGCACAAAAGCAAACGGAAGAUGGACAAGAAGAGCGGAGGUGAACCUGGCAGGAGGGUAAGUGUUGAUCAGGCAAAGUGGUUCUGGGAGAAGUAAUAAACCAUAUUAUGUGA